This is a messenger RNA of Cicer arietinum (chickpea), 1741 nucleotides long. The record is from RefSeq and is a predicted model, not a curated record. Lineage: Eukaryota; Viridiplantae; Streptophyta; Magnoliopsida; Fabales; Fabaceae.
GCAGCGGCUGCCACUUUGGCAUUGUAUAUCAGAAACAAGUUGGAAUCACACUGACAACUCAAGCUGUCCGGAAAACGCAGCCGGACUAGGUCGUCAGCCGCCAGACACAGUAAGAAACAAAUUCUGCCUUUUCCAUUUUUUCUCUGUUUCGAUUUGCGGCCGCGAUAGCUGCCUCUGCAUAUGCCAACACACCGCAUAAUUGCGUCGCAGCUGAGCAGAGUAGAACUACACUCACCACCGCGAUUCCUCGGGUUUGGUGCAGUUCAUUCUCACUCAUAAUGGCCAAUGGUCCAGCACCGUUUUCUGAGAUUGGCAAAAGGGCAAGAGACCUCUUGUACAAGGAUUAUAACUUCGACCACAAGUUUAGCCUGUCCAUUCCUAGCUCCAGUGGAUUGGGCCUUACUGCUACAGGGUUGAAGAAGGAUCAAUUUUUCUCGGGUGACAUAAAUACACUUUACAAGAGUGGAAAUGUUAUAGUGGAUGUGAAAGUUGAUACAUACUCUAAUGUAUCUACAAAAGUGACUUUGAACGAUGUUUUCCGUUGUAAAAAAGUAGCUUUGAGCUUCAAUAUACCUGAUCACAAGUCAGGAAAGUUGGAUGUGCAGUAUCUUCAUCCUCAUGCAGCUAUUGAUUCCAGUAUUGGAUUGAACCCAUCCCCUAAAUUGGAGCUUUCAGGUGCAUUUGGAAGCAAAGAUAUAUGUAUGGGUGCUGAAGCUGGAUUCAAUACAACUUCUGCUUCAUUCUCAAAAUUAAAUGCUGGAAUUGCCUUCAAUAAAUCAGAUUUCUCUGCAACACUUAUGCUGGCUGAUAAAGGAGAGUCUUUGAAGGCAUCUUACAUCCAUUAUGUGGAUCGCCCGGAUGGCUUAACAAUUGCCGCUGAAAUGGCUCACAGGUUUUCCACCUUUGAGAAUAGGUUUACCAUUGGGAGCUCACAGUCAAUAGACCCCAAAACAAUUUUGAAGACUCGAUUCAGUGAUGAUGGUAAAGCUGCCUUCCAAUGCCAACGAGCGUGGAGACCAAAUUCACUCAUAACCCUAUCUGCUGAGUAUGACUCCACAAAGAUAUUUGGUUCACCCGCCAAAUUUGGUCUUGCUCUUUCUCUAAAGCCUUAAAUCGGUUUGCCAAUUAAAUCUUAUUCAAUGACGUUUUAACUUUACCAUUCUAUCAUUUUCAUUGUUUCCAAUACCCCUGGUGGGAUGUUUUAAGCCCCUAUCAUGUCAUAAGAUAAACCACAGGAAUCAGUAUCAUUUGUGAAUCUUCUAAAGCCGAACGGGGAAAGAGACCCAGUUUUGAAAACUUACUUGAUGAUUAGAAUUUUUGUAGCCGAUUUAUAGUACUACCAUUCAGUUUCUGGCAUAUGAUUUUGUGACCAAAUUCUAUUUAUUUCAGUGAUUCACGGUCAGGUGGGUAGUGUAUGCCUGGGGUUUAAUUUCAUUAUUUUAGGCAACAUCUUCUCAUAUGGCUCUACUGUGGUUUAUUAUUCUAUUUCUUCAGCACUUCAUAUAUGAAAUAAUACGCACCCCAAACAUUUGAAUGAUUGCAAUUUAUAUGUUUUAUAUACUAAGGAUGUAGUAUGAAUAGGAAUGAGGUGCUGGAGAUGGAUACAUAUGGUGGAUGUGAAUAAUUUCAACGUUAUGUAUUAUCUUUUUUAAGGUGGUUACAUUUUGGAUAUUGGUGUUUUGUAAUUACCUUUGAUUUCCAAGGGUCCGUUUGAUUAUAAUAUUUGUCUAUUUAUGAUGAA